UUCUUUCCACUUCCAUUCAACUAGGGAAAGUAGCACAUUCACUUUGGAAAUCGCGUAAAAUCACGCUAAAAACAUCCACGCCAAAAAUUAUCUUGCUGUUGUGAAAGAUAAUUGUAUGAAUCAAAAGAAUACCAAACCAACUCUUGGAGGACAGCGGAUCAAGACCCGCAAGAGAGACGAAAAGAAAAACGAUCCCAUAGGAUUUCGUGAUUCUGUUAUUGUCGGUCUGGAAAAAUCUGGAAAUAAUUUUGAAAAUGUUUCAGCAUUCUUAGACAAUCCUGGUAAUAAGUUGAAUUAUCAUGCUUAUGGUGAACAGCUCUUUGAGAUACUCAUUGCUGGUGGAUUGUUAGCUCCUGGUGGCACCAUUAUUGCUGAGGGAGAGAAACCAAAAACAACAAUAUGUGUAUUUGAAGCGAAUGAAGAUUCAGAGACUUUGAAGUCUCAUGUCCAGAUGUAUCAAAAACUUAUGAGAAGGUUCAAGUACCUUCAAAAAGCAUUUGAUGAUGUGUUAAACAAGAUCAUUGUUUUCAUGAAAGGUUUUACAGAAGAACAGCGAAUGAAACUUGCAACUGUGUAUGCCAUGAUUUUGGCAAAUAAUAUGACACAAGGAACAUUCUUGCAGAAAUUAAUUAAUGAGCAUUUAGUGAAGGAAGGCUUGUCUCUUCAAUUUAUCACAAGAUUGUUUCAAGUGUGGUUUAAGGAGAAAAAAGAUUCCUCGAGCAUUAUUAGCUCACUGAAAAAGAAUGAAAUUGAUGAUAAAUUGUUGCAAUAUUUCCCUUCAAAUAAAAGAACAAAUGAACAGUUUGAAAAACACUUUAUCGCAGCCGGACUGCCAAAGCUUGUUGAAUUUCAGAAAGCUCAGCAGCACGCUGGUUCCAAAAAAUUUAAGUCGCAACUAUCUGAGAUGAUAGAGACGAAGAAGCCAGUCAAAGAAAUUGUUGCCAACUGUCAUGAGCUCAAAGAAAAAGGCAAACUGACUGAAGAUCAGGUUGUUGUUUUGACUUGGAAAGCAUUAAUGUCUUCUGUUGAAUGGAACAAAAAAGAAGAUUUAGUUGCGGAUCAAGCUCUCAGACAUCUCAAGAUCUAUGCUCCGUUGCUUGCUGCACUCGCCAAAACUCCUGCAACAGAAUUGAAAUUGAUGGUAAAAAUUCAGGAAUUCUGCUAUGAAAACAUGAAUUUCAUGAAAGUUUUUCAAAAGAUAAUCCUCCUUCUCUACAAAAUGGAUGUUUUAAGCGAAGACACCGUACUUAAAUGGUAUAAAGACGGACACAUUGCCAAAGGAAAAAGUGUAUUCUUGGAACAGAUGAAGAAAAUGGUUGAAUGGCUUCAAAAUGCUGAAGAAGAAACCGACUCUGAAGACGAAGAUUAAAGAAUGUAGCGUUUAAUAUUUUUUUUUUGAAAAAAAUGGAAUAAAAAUCAGAAUUUUAAGUAAAUCGUUAGUCACACUUGGUUUGUUUGCUAGAACAGGAAAGACUCAAAACAACAGCUAACGAUGGUCGCUGUAGCUAAUUAGCUUUGCCGUUUUUAUUUCAAAAGAGAUUGGUUGAUUCAACUUCGGUGGUGAAAAAACGACAAUGCCAUUCUUACGUGGGUGGGUCUAAUGUGUGAAGCUUUAAGCAUUUCAACGACUGAAGAAUAAGUGAUUUUCUCUGACACAAUAUACUAGCGAAAAAUUAUUUGGGAAAUUUUUAUUCCGAAGUAAUCUUCAGUUGUUACUUUACGUUAUUAAACGUCUUUCGUGUGUAGUGAACAUUUGCGUGCUGUUUCGAACUGGCUGCCUGCCUGAAUUUGGAACUAAGAUCAUUAUAUGAGAAGUGACUGAUUUACCCAACUUGUUUGCUACAGCUACAGGUACAUUGAUCAUUUCUGUGUUGCAUCUUCCUGUUCUAGUCGUACAGUGUUUUUUGCAAAUAUUUUUUGUUGUUUUUUGUAGACUUACAAUUAAAUGUUGCCUGCAUUUGUUAUAA
Xenia sp. Carnegie-2017 is the source of this 1967-nucleotide messenger RNA. RefSeq names its product protein krasavietz-like. The transcript is spliced from 17 exons. The coding region runs from base 116 to 1369 and encodes 417 amino acids. Gene Ontology annotation, molecular function: protein binding. The record is from RefSeq and is a predicted model, not a curated record. Gene Ontology annotation, cellular component: cytoplasm; membrane. NCBI's taxonomy places the organism in Eukaryota, Metazoa, Cnidaria, Anthozoa, Malacalcyonacea, Xeniidae.